GAAGCUGGUAUCAAGGGGUUAUUCCGGUCACCUCGCUGAGUGGAGACCUUUGAAGAAGAAAAAUUAUAUACAUAGAAACCCUCCUCAGCAUCUCGUUAUAUAUACAAACCCACUUACUAUACACAUUUGGCAUCACAGAAUCACCCUCCAGCCAAUUAUAUCAUUUAGCGAACCAGCUUUAGAGUAGCUACAUAGACACACUAUCGCAAGCACCGUUGAAAAAGAGGUAGCAUAUUGAUAGCUCUGAGAGAAGCAACAGUUGGCCGAGUUGGCACUACUGUUCCCUGAACGAUAGUUUCCGGAAGGCAUCGCUCUUCACGGCCUCCUUUACGUGGGGUUGACGCGUUGAUGUGCCAUGUCAUAAUGAAUAUUUAGAGGCAUGGGAGGGAGAGUGGGUGCUUGAGAGUAUGCCCAGGGGAGGUAUUUGACAUGGGGUGUCCUUGGGGGGUGCGGGGAAUGCACUACAAAGGCAUUAAUUGUGCGAAACAAGUGCAGCAGCUAAACACGUUGGAGGGACAGCCAAGGAAAUACACUCUACACCACACACACACACAAAAAUACAUGUACGUUGAAGAAAAGGCUUCGGCCACAGAACAUGAAGGCCUGGGGGGGUUUCGUCAGCCUACAUAACCAUGCAUGCCACGCUCCCAGACUGAGAAGCAACAGGCACAAAUUCAAAAUCGGGCGAAGGCAGGGGCGGCGGGAUGCAUGCCGGCCACCACUGGCAACUGUAGGCGAGGCAGGCGGCCCCGAGUGCGGCGGCAGACACGCCACGUCCGGCAAGUGACACAGGAAUUCAAGCGCCUUUUAAGCGGAUACACGAGCUUGUCACCCACUCUCUGAUGAAGCCGAGGCUCGCCAACUGGACCCAUCGCCUGUGAGGGCCAAGCACAUCCCGGGGGAGCGUGGGAACAGCGGGGCGGCGGGGCGGAGCAUCGCUGAGGGACGCAGGUAUUACACACAGGCAAGAUGGGCGUGGAGAAUGGCGGAAAGCUGCUGGACGACUUCUCGUGGGUCAAAGGAGACGGCGGCCACAAGCACGGCUUCGACCUGCUUGAGGAGCUGCAGAGCAAAGACGCCUUGACGGUGCCGGCCAUUCUAGAGUUCGCCGCCAACAAUCAUGGCGAGGCGCAGUGCAUGGGGACGCGACAGCUGCUGGAGCGGCAAAAGAUCCAGGAGAACGACAAGAAGCUGGUGAAGCUGCGGCUCGGGGAUUACAGCUACAUGUCCUACAAGGAGGUGCUGGACAAUGUGACGAGCUUCAGCGCAGGCAUGAGGAACAUGGGUCUGGGGAGCGGCGACCGCGUGGCCAUGUUCGCCGAGACGCGCGCUGAGUGGUUCGUGGCGGCGGUGGGCUGCCUCACCAACAACUCCAGUGUGGUGACGCUGUACACCAACCUGCCGAACGACAGCAUCGCCGAGAGCCUCAAGGAGACGGAGGUGCACACGGCCAUAACCUCCCACGACCUGCUGCCGCGGUUCUUCAAGAUCGCGCCGCAGUGCCCGCUGCUGCGCCGCAUCAUCGUCAUCGAGGACCAGCUGGAAGGCGUCGGCUCCACCCUCGAGGCGCCCAAGGACAUGCAGGUGAUUGGCUUCAAGGAAGUGCUCACUCUGGAGACUUCGGAGGACGCCAAGCCGCACGAGCCACCUAAGGCUGACGACGUGGCCAUCAUCAUGUACACGAGCGGGUCCACCAGCCGACCCAAGGGCGUGGAGUUGAGCCACCGCAACAUCUUCUCUGCCAUCACGGCGUACUGCAUCCAGGCGGACCUCGGCCUCGGGGACACCUACAUCGCCUACCUGCCGCUGGCCCACGUGAUGGAGCUGGCCACCGAGACGGCCCUCAUGGCUAUGAACGUGACCAUCGCCUACUCGUCUCCCUUCACGCUCACUAACACCAGCGCCAAGGUGAUGAAGGGCACGCUGGGCGAUGCACGGGUGGCGCGUCCUACCUGCAUGAGUGCGGUGCCCCUCAUCCUGGAGCGCAUCAUCAAAGGCGUCACUCAGGCCAUCGAGAGCCAAGGCAACAUCAAGGCCAGGAUAUUCAAGGAGGCGCUCAAGUACAAGCAGCGGCAGGAGGGCGCCUCGUUUGCCAGCAAGGUCUUGGACAUACUCAUUUUCAACCGCGUGAAGGAAGAGCUCGGCGGACAGCUGCGAAUGCUAGUGGUGGGUGGCGCCCCUGUGUCGCCCGAGACCCACAAUAAGAUACGCGCCAUGUUCGGCUGCACGUUGCAGGUGGGCUACGGCGCCACGGAGACCUCCGCGUGCAUCACAAGCAUGGACACCCACGACGCCCGCACGGGGCACUGCGGGCCGCCCAACCACGGCGUGAAACUCGUGCUGGAGGACUGGGCGGAGGGCGGCUAUCUUGUCACGGACAAGCCCAACCCGCGCGGUGAAAUCGUGGUGGGCGGCCCCAUGGUCUCCCGAGGCUACUUCCGCUCCCCGGAGAUGACCAACAAGGUGUUUUUCGAGCGGGAUGGCAUGCGCUGGUUCCGGACGGGUGACAUCGGUGAGAUGGACGAGACGGGCGUCCUGCGUGUCAUUGAUCGCAAGGUGGACCUCAUCAAGCUGAACAACGGCGAGUUUGUGUCGCUGGGCAGCAUCGAGAGCAAGCUGAAGACACACCCGCUCGUGGACAGCAUCUGCGUGUGUGCACACCCUGGGGCCAAGAAUGUGGUGGCCAUCGUCGUACCACACCCGGACCACAUCAAGAAGAUCGGGACCAAGUUGGGCCACCUAGAGGACACCACCACGCAGGACAUGUGUGAUGACAAGGCUGUGGCGGAGGCUGUCCUGGAGGAGCUGAAGGCUCACGGCAAGAAGCAGGGCCUCGGGCGGUGGGACCUGCCCGCCGCUGUGUUCCUCACGCCCGAGCCCUGGACGCCGGAGUCUGGGCUGGUGACGGCGGCGUUGAAGGUGAAGCGGACGCCCAUCAAGGCGCAGUUUAAGGCUGUGCUUGAGGGUCUGUACAAGCACCUGGAGGAGCAGGAUUAGCUGGCCCCAUGAGUCUGGGAGACUCGGGCAGGCCAACAGGGAUCAUUGCUCGCGCUAUUUUCAUUGGGGUCACUAACUGCAUUCCUUUCGCAACCCCUCAGAGUUAUUAUCACGUUCUUUGAGUCCAGGAUUUACAAAGUAAAAGAUCUCGGUCGGCUGACAAACCAGCACGAUAAGGUAGAUUAACUCAUUCGUCUACAGAUUCACACAAACCCGAUUCACAUAAUAUAACAAAUAAAAACCAUGAGCAUCAGUAAAUAUUGCCGAACAGGUCGCACAAUCCGGCCACAACAAAAAGGGUCCGAGCCGUCAUUAUAUAAUCGCUAGAAAAAAAUCGCAAACUUCCUCAUGAAGUUAACGAUUAUUAUUCCUGAAAAAAAAAAAACUCGUCAAGCCAAACACUGCGGUAAUUGACGGCCCGAUACGUGGCGUGGGCGAGCCAGCGAGGUCAACGCGGCCGCCGAUGAGGCUCAGCAAAAAGGAAUUAAUAAAGCUGCGUAAUGUGGCCAGAACACGAGUUCUCUUGAUGCGCCAUUAUUUUGUGGUAAUGAACGGAAACUAUGUACCGGUAGGAAAAAAAAGAAAAAAAAACCGCAUUAUUUUUCUACCCUCGCAUGGACGGGGAAAAAGAUUUGAGUAUUUUUGCAAUCCAGAGCAUUUCGGAGCAUAAUAUUUAUAUUGGUGUGAAAGUUUAUAUAUUGUACUGCAGUAUACCUUAUCGUGAAAAUGAUAUAGAAAAUGUUAAAAAUUCUGAGCGGAGUGUCUGAAGAGGCUGCGGGCGUCACGGCGUGCAGCGCUUGACACACCGACGCGUCCGUCUCGCCGACAUGCAACGAGGAAUCAAACAAGUCGAUCACUAAACUUCUGUUUCGUCUCGAGGACAGGCCACGCGCGGCGACCACCAACACCUUGUACCACCUCACCAACAGCUGUUUCAACACCACCACCACCCAGGGAGAGUUAGGCCACUCGCCAUCUUGCUUCUCUGCCGCUUAUGCUCACUGCCUCCUACCCAGUGUUCCUGCCUCAACACACGCUGCUAUAACUUCCAUUGUUUCCAGUUUUAUCUUUUGUUGGUAAGCUUGUGUUCAGGGAGAAGCGCUGGCUAGGGGGCAGCAAGCCUGGCCGGCAUUCAUGCAAGACGGCGUCUGGGCAACCCAUGGCUUAACUCUGCCUACGACUGUCACCACCACCACCACCACCACCACCGUAUACCUAUUCCAUCACCUUAGUCUGUUCCACUACCUCCACCUCCUCACACCCUCGUGGGCCACCGCCAACAUCGCCACUUGUCUUACGUGCUUCCGAUGAUGUCACGUCCGCGGCAGCGCGUGUUACCUGUGUCGUGGUGGUGACGGUCACCGCCUGUGAGCAGGGUGUGUCCCCCCAGCACGCAGCCACCUUGGCCGUGGGCCGCCACCCCCGAGGUGCUGCCUCUUACUGAGUAACGCUUCGUCCGCCAGGAUAGUGAUGAAGACAAAGCCUUAAAAAGUUUACAAAAUGAUGAAUAUUUAUUAUAUUCACCAACAUUUCAACUGUCUCACGGAAAUGUAGAAAUAUAGAUUUAAAUAUAUUUUUUUUCGCUAGCACUACUAUUACUGAAAUUGCAUACGGAUGCUCAGCUAAGUAUUUGAAGCGAUGAUAUAUAUAUAUAUAUAUAUAUAUAUAUAUAUAUAUAUAUAUAUAUAUAUAUAUAUAUAUAUAUAUAUAUAUAUAUAUAUAUAACGGUAACAUGGAUCUCAGAUCUGUUCUAUUUUAUAUACAAAUAAAAUGGGUUGGAAUAAUGAAAAUUCCUAUCGGCCCUGUAUCCGAAGGAAAAAAUAUUUGAUUCAGCGAACUGUCAAAAAUUUUCACCGAAAACGGAAGCAAACGGGAAAAAAAUAAUUAAAGUUUGGAGCAUCGUGGUGGGGAGGCGACGGCGGCCCCGGCCCCGCGCGGCGUUGCGGUGCCCGGCUGCCUCGGGGCACGGCCCCGCCAGUGCUGGGCGUCCCGCCGUGAAGGGCGUGACCUCACCACACCUGUCCUCGAUGACCCUUCGUCCGCGACCCCGCGACGAAACCUGCCACCGAAAUAGUGUCAUAAUACAUGUUCGCAUCUUGAGUCAUCGGAUAUACCAGAGCUCUUCAAUUAUUACACCUACGUACCUACCCACCUACACACACACACACACACACACACACAAACACACACACACUAGUUCGGCAUUACUUUGUACACACUUCUUGCGUCACAGGUAGCGUGCUGUGAUUUCGCUGCCGGAUAUAACAUCACGUAGUCGCUGUCCACGUCAAUGUCAGGUGUAGAGCGUAGGGAAAACUCGCUUGGUGUCUGCCACUGUGUACGCGUCUGACGUGUACAUGUGUGCGUGUGUGGCUCCUCCAGUGAUGGCUGCUGCGGCGCCGCGAUACGCCGGCGCCUUGACCAAAGGAGCCGAGUACGUGUGAACCAUGUUUACGGUUAUGUUGUAUAUUAUUAUCUUUUAUUAUAUUACGUUUUAUAUUGUUUACACGGAUGUAAUGAUUUCGUUAUGAGGAGUUGGACGAUGUGUGAUGAGUAUUACGUUUGUACACUCCUGAAUUUGUCUUCCACUGUGUGUGUGUGUGUGUAUCUGUGGAGACUAUUUAUUGUGUUAUUUAUUUUUUUACGGAAGGAAGAUUAUUUACAGAGAAGGCAAACGGGACGAAGGACGAAUGAAGGAACGAAGGAGUCACGCAUACACUAAAUGGUCCACAGUCAUUGCCUUGUUGUGUGAUAGUGCCUUAUACAGAUACCCGAAGAGAGAGAGAGAGAGAGAGAGAGAGAGAGAGAGAGAGAGAGAGAGAGAGAGAGAGAGAGAGAGAGAGAGAGAGAGAGGAAAUUGAAUAAAUCUCACUUUCUCCUUUCCUCUUCCUACUCUUCUUCCUCCUCCUCGUCGAUGCCCGCUCGGUGUGUCGCUGUUCUUCUUACUCGUAACUUACAGCUGUCACACGUGGCUUUUAACACACACACACACACACACACACACACACACACACACACACACACACACACACACACACACACACACAGGGCCACGGUGACGACUUCGGGUGUCUUUAUGCCUUGUAGAUGCACAUAAAAGGUGAUUGAUUUACCAUAUUUUUUUCCCCCUGACUUGGCAAUACAUGUUUCUUACGCCAUAUA
Eriocheir sinensis (Chinese mitten crab) is the source of this 6159-nucleotide messenger RNA. Its product is annotated as long-chain-fatty-acid--CoA ligase 4-like. The transcript has 3 exons. Bases 970 to 2997 code for a protein of 675 amino acids. Lineage: Eukaryota; Metazoa; Arthropoda; Malacostraca; Decapoda; Varunidae. The record is from RefSeq and is a predicted model, not a curated record. Gene Ontology annotation, biological process: long-chain fatty-acyl-CoA metabolic process; long-chain fatty acid metabolic process; neuron differentiation. Gene Ontology annotation, molecular function: palmitoyl-CoA ligase activity. Gene Ontology annotation, cellular component: endoplasmic reticulum; lipid droplet; plasma membrane.